UCGGUUUACUCGACAUCCGUCAUCGUCGUCGCGAUUUACGACAAACACAAUUCAUUAUCUAUUUGAGGAUUUCUCAAAACUCACGAUAUUUGCUUAGAUAAGUAGUACUUCGAUUCCAAUGUGCCUUCUGUGUUAAUAAGAAUGAGACAUCGUAUGUAUUAUUAAUUUCAUACACGACCGUAUUUUCGUCGGAAGCGGUGACAAGAGCUCUGCAGUAUGCUCAAAAUUAUCGCGGACGCGUUUUUACUGUGGGAGAAGUGUUGUUCAAGUGUUGUAUGUUUCGCUGACGUGUAAGUAAGUGUGAGCCCAAGGCGUGCUCAUUGAUAACGUUUUUUUACGCUUGUUGAAGAAGUAUUCGUUAAUAAGUCAUUGAAAUAUGUGAAAUUCUCGUUUCAAAGCCAGUAAAAAAACGCCAUUUACAAAGUACUUAAUUAAAACCAUGCGUCAAUUACGACAAUGAAACUCGUGAUAAUUGUCGUGUCGAUAUUGUUCUCAUCGAGUUGCGAGUUCGACUUCGAGUACUCGCAUAUCCACGAAGCUCAGCGAAAAAGCGCCCUUAUCGGAGGCGACCUCAUGAUCGGUGCUUUGUUCCCAAUUCAUCAAGCACCCUCUCAAACUAAGCAAAAAAUACCCCUGACUUGCGGCGCCAUCCGAGAACAGUACGGUAUACAGAGGGUCGAAGCAGCCUUAAGAACAGUAGAACAAAUAAACAAGUCACCAGAUAUCCUUCCGAAUAUAACGUUAGGUAUAGAGAUCCGAGACACGUGUUGGAAUCCCCUCAUUGCCUUACACCAAUCAUUGAAAUUCGUACAGAAGUUAUUCGUCACCAACGACUGGGUUUCUUGUCGUUCGAACUCGCCCAAGAAGAUUUGCGAAAAAGAUGCGCCGCCUAUUUUGGGCGUCAUUGGACCAGCGUCCAGUGAAGAGGCAAUACAAGUACAAAACCUACUGCAACUUUUCCAUAUACCUCAAGUCGGCUAUUCCACCACUAGUUCUGCUCUCAGUGAUAAGAAAAAAUUCCAGUAUUUCGUGCGAGUAGUGCCAUCUGAUAAUUUUCAAGCUCUCGUUAUGGUGGAAAUAUUACAAAAAUACAAUUGGACUUAUGUAUUCGCUGUGAAUUCCGAAGGAGAAUAUGGUCGGAGCGGUAUAACCAGAUUCAAAACGCUGGCCCUAGAAAAUGAUAUAUGCAUCGCAUCCGAGCAUACGAUAUAUGACAAAACUAGAAACGUCGAAUUGGACGAGGUCGUUCGAAAGUUUGCUUACAACGGAAAAUCCAGAGUAAUCGUGUGCUUUUGCGAAGGCUACGAUGUCCGGCGUCUAUUGGAGGCGACCAAAAGGACCAACAUGCAAAAUAAUUUCGUAUUUAUCGGAAGCGACAGCUGGGCUGGCAGAGAUGACGUCAUUAAAGGAGUAGAAGAAGCUGCACAAGGAAACAUAAUGAUAAGUUUGCAUUCCCCGCAUGUAUCGGAUUUUGAUAAUUAUUACGCUAAUAUUAGUAAACGUAACGACUCCAUUGAUCCUUGGCUGGACGAAUUUCGUAAUUAUAAAUUCAAUUGUACGAUGAAUAAAACUUCAAAGCAUUUUCCCCCAUGCACAGGGAAAGAAUUAAUUGGAAAAGAUUAUGUUCAAGAUCCGAAGCUGUCUUUUGUAGUCAAAUCGAUUUAUGCUUUGGCACGAGCAUUACAUGGUUACAGAAAUGACAUUUGUGGCAAGAAUGCUCCAGUUUGCACCGAACUUUACCCGAUAAAUGGAACUCUAUUUAUGGAAUAUCUACGAAAUGUCACGUUUGACUAUGAAAAGGAAAUUGUGAAAUUUGAUGAAAAUGGAGAUCCUCCGGCCAGGUACGAUAUUAUGAAUUUUCAAGAUUUGGGCAACGAUUCAUACGGCUACGUCAAAGUAGGGCACUGGAUCAAUGAUAAAAUGCAAUUGAAUAUGGAACAAAUUCAAUUUCCUGAGAAAGCCAAAACGGUGCGAUCAGUUUGUUCGGAACCGUGUAAACCUGGAUUCAAAAAAAUAUUGCCUCUGAAUGGAAACGAUAAUAAAACGUGUUGUUGGAAUUGCAUACCGUGUAAAUCGAAGGAAAUUUCUGAUGGAGAAAUUUGCAUACCAUGUGAAAUUGGUUAUAGACCAAAUGCUCAAAAAACUGAAUGUAUCGAAAUGCCUCACGACUACGUUCACUUCACCGAUCUCAUGGGAAUUAUUGGUCUGGCAUUCUCUAUCAUAGGAAUCGCCUUGACGACAAUGACCAUGAUGGUAUUCUACAAAUACGGCAAUACUCCUGUGGUGAAAUCGUCAACCAAAGAGCUGUGUUACAUCAUGUUCUUCGGAAUGAUUUUGGCACAUUCAUGUUCCUUCGUACUGAUUGGGGAACCAACCAUUCCACGAUGCACUAUUGUCAGAAUCGUACCCGGAAUCAGUCUGUGUAUAAUGUACAGCGCUUUAUUAGUCAAAACCAAUAGAAUUUCGAGAAUUUUAUCCAUGUCUAAGAAGCGUUUUCCUACAUUAAAACCCAGACUUAUGUCGACGAUGUCUCAGGUGUACCUUUGCGCAUUCCUUGUAUCCUUAGAGUUCCUCAUCUGUAUGGUAUCCAUAUAUUUGCUUCCAGUAGACGUCGAAAAAAAUGAAUGGAAAGUAAAAAAGGAGCACGGAAAUAUCUCAUAUGAUAAAGUUGUUCUCGGAUGUUCCAACUCUGAUCUAUCGCAAGAACUCAUGCUGCAAUUCUUCUUCAACGUAGUCUUGCUUUUAUUUUGUAUUUUAUACGCAGUCAAGACGAGAAAAUUACCCGAUAAUUUCAACGAGGCUAAAUGUAUCGGAUUUGCUUGCUAUGCCACUGCUAUCACUUGGUUGGCAUUUAUUGCAAUAUAUUUUGGUAGCCAGCUGCAGGUGCUUUCCCAGUGUAUUUCUCUAUCAACCAGCGCCUUGAUUGUUCUGAUUUUUUUGUUUUUUCCCAAAUUGUACAUCAUAUUGUGUAAACCAGAAAAAAAUAUCAGAGCUAAUUUCAAGACAACGAAAAAUCUCAGAUGUCAUUUUGGAUCAGUUUAUUUACUGCAAAAUUGCGAGCAACUGAUGAGUGGAAUGAUCAAAAACGGUUUCCUACCAGACGUUUCAAACAUUAAAGACAUAGACCAGUUACACAAAACACUUCAAGAGUGUUACUCGAAUCAAUCACUCAUGUCAAAUUACAAUCGCGAAAUAAUUUCAAAAUCGUGUCAAACUAGUAUGGACAAAUUAUAUUUUCAAAUUUCUAACGUGGCACCAGACGAUGACACCAGCGCCACAACAAGCGAUCCAGAAAAUACGUAAAAAAUUAAUCGAACUCGUUCAAAGACUGAUUAUCAUGUUUAAUAAAUGUACAUAUAAACUACCCUAAUAAUUAAUGUUUUCUAAUAAAACGCACCAAUUAA
Messenger RNA from Planococcus citri (citrus mealybug), 3404 nucleotides. RefSeq names its product metabotropic glutamate receptor 1-like. NCBI's taxonomy places the organism in Eukaryota, Metazoa, Arthropoda, Insecta, Hemiptera, Pseudococcidae. Gene Ontology annotation, biological process: G protein-coupled glutamate receptor signaling pathway; regulation of synaptic transmission, glutamatergic. Gene Ontology annotation, cellular component: postsynaptic density membrane; plasma membrane. Bases 457 to 3303 code for a protein of 948 amino acids. The transcript has 15 exons. The record is from RefSeq and is a predicted model, not a curated record. Gene Ontology annotation, molecular function: G protein-coupled receptor activity involved in regulation of postsynaptic membrane potential; adenylate cyclase inhibiting G protein-coupled glutamate receptor activity.